Molecule: messenger RNA, 1465 nt
Organism: Aspergillus pseudonomiae
Lineage: Eukaryota; Fungi; Ascomycota; Eurotiomycetes; Eurotiales; Aspergillaceae
Product: SDR family oxidoreductase
Exons: 4
Coding region: 213-974 (253 amino acids)
Cellular component (GO): intracellular anatomical structure
Molecular function (GO): oxidoreductase activity, acting on NAD(P)H, oxygen as acceptor
Source: RefSeq, a predicted model, not a curated record
AAAAGUUGCUGAUCGAUGCAAACAUGCGACCCCACAUGAUGAGUGAUGCCUGAGGUAUUUGCCCCUCAUUCCGUGCAGAAAUUACAUCACCGCCAAUGGGAGCUCGUUUCUGUUCCACAUCUUCGACCAGGGUACUGUCGAAGUCAAUCCAAGCAACCAACUUCUAUUCGAACUCAUCCCCAAACCUGUUCUCAUAAACUCGAUCUCGCAUAAUGUCUGCCAAAACAAUUAUUGUCACCGGUGCCUCGAGAGGCAUCGGUCUCGCGAUCGCCAAGUACCUCCUCACCUCCCCUCAAUCGCACAACGUCGUCGUGAUCGCUCGGAGUGUUGAGCCCCUCCAGAAGCUGAAGGAGCAAUACACCAAGCAGGUGGAGGUGCUCAAUGGCGAUCUUACCGAUCUGUCCAUCGGCCAGAAGGCCGUCGACCUAGCCCUCAAGUCCUUCGGCCGUUUGGAUGGAAUGGUUCUGAACCAUGGUGUGCUGGGACAAGUGGGCAAGAUUGCUCAAGCAGAUCCAGAGCAGUGGAAGCACGGAUUCGACGUAAACUUCAUCAGCUUUGUUGCCUUUGUCAAAGCUGCUCUUCCAGCACUUCGUGAGACGAAGGGCAAGCUUGUCUUCACAUCUUCCGGUGCUUCCGUGUCAGCUUACAGAGGAUGGGGUCUGUAUGGAGCAACCAAGGCAGCGAUGAACCAUCUUGCGCUUACCUUGGGCGAGGAAGAGCCUGACGUUACAACGAUCUCGAUUCGGCCCGGAAUGGUUGAUACCGAAAUGCAGCGCGAGCUGCGAGAAGACCAUGCUACAACGCUGGAACCCCAGGUCCACUCCAAGUUUACUACGGUUCACAAGGAUGGAAAACUCCUCAAGCCGGAACAGCCUGGCCAUGUCAUGGCCAAGUUGGUGCUUGAUGGCCCCAAGGACUUGUCGGGUAAAUUUCUAUCGUGGAAUGACAAGGCUCUCGAUGCCUUUCAGGCAUAAGUUACAACCUAUCAGCUUAAUAGACAGUUAGCAUAAACCGCCUUUUGAGAAAAUGAUACAUGUAGAACAGUAAAUUGGGGUAGUAAUCAGCCGAAAGAUGAAAAGCAGGUACAUUUUCAUAAGCAUUAGAUGCAGAGCACCUUCAUACUUAGCAUGGAAUGUGUAUUUGUUCAUCAUACAAAGUUGUAAAUACAAGAAAAAAGCUCGAAGCUUACCUUGUCAUAACAGGUUCGUCACAUUUUGAUCCGAUUGGGAAACCAUGAACAACUCCUAGAUUACUUCAUAACUGUUAGUGAAGGCCAUAACAUUUCUUCACGACAAAAAAGAUGAAUGGUAAUAAUUUUCAGUAGUCCGUUUGGCUUGGACAGUGUACGUCACCAUGAAAGGUAUGAUAGGGGCGACAACAUUGUUCAUCAUUGUAGUAGAAGGAAUGUAGCAAGGUAAAUAAACAUACCAUUUAUGUUAGUACUGCACACGGCUGCAGUUCGAAG